Molecule: messenger RNA, 642 nt
Organism: Procambarus clarkii (red swamp crayfish)
Lineage: Eukaryota; Metazoa; Arthropoda; Malacostraca; Decapoda; Cambaridae
Source: RefSeq, a predicted model, not a curated record
AUGUCUGCCGAAGACCCGCCGUCAGCGACGCUGUCUUCAGUCGUCCGGGAGGAACGUGACCUGCUGGCUCCCUCGCUGACUGACCAGGACAUGUUCUUCCUCAUUCUGACCGGAAUCCUAAUAUUCAUGUUGCAGACGGGGUUCACGUUGCUUGAGGCAGGAUACGUAAGGUCCAAGAACACUGCCAACAUUCUUUUCAAGAACUUACACAUUAUUGUCAUAAGUGCCAUAGCGUACUUGCUGGUAGGGUUCCAGCUGGCAUUUGGAAGAGGAAACAGCUUCUCUGGCAUGGGCGAUUGGACAUACGGGCUGGCGGACGAGCGCCUGGUCUUUUGGUUGUUCCAGUUCGCGUUCGCUGCCACAGCUGCCACCAUAGUCUCCGGGUCGAUGGCUGAGCGGUGUGUCUUCAACGCCUACCUCAUCUGCUCCGUCAUGCUGUCUGGUGUGGUGUACCCUGUGGUGUCACACUGGACCUGGUCAGACGUUGGCUGGCUCAAGACUCAACACUACCAGGACUUCGGUGGCUCCGGCGUCGUCCACCUCACAGGGGGCGUUGCAGCUCUUGUUGGGGCUGUAAUUCUUGGACCCAGAAUCGGUCGCUUCGGACCCAAGGGCAAGGAGAUACGUGGACACUCUGUGCCG